Cyprinodon variegatus (sheepshead minnow) is the source of this 594-nucleotide messenger RNA. RefSeq names its product C-C motif chemokine 4 homolog. Lineage: Eukaryota; Metazoa; Chordata; Actinopteri; Cyprinodontiformes; Cyprinodontidae. Bases 51 to 365 code for a protein of 104 amino acids. The transcript has 4 exons. Gene Ontology annotation, cellular component: extracellular region. Gene Ontology annotation, molecular function: CCR chemokine receptor binding; chemokine activity. The record is from RefSeq and is a predicted model, not a curated record. Gene Ontology annotation, biological process: positive regulation of GTPase activity; neutrophil chemotaxis; monocyte chemotaxis.
GGCGAGACCACUUUCAGAUCACAGCAGCAUCUGCCUACAAAGCUAAAGUUAUGGUAUCAGUCAAAGUCACAGUGGUUGCUGUGACACUUAUUACUCUUUGUGUCCUGGCUACAAACAAGCAUGCAGCUUACGUUGGUUGCUGUCGAAGACACAUAAAGGGCAAAAUUCGAUUUGAGGAAAUCAAGGGCUUCUCUGUGCAGAAUAACACAGAAGUCUGUCCCAUCAGUGCCAUCAUUUUUCACACAAAGAGAGGCAAAGUAUGUGCCAACCCUGCUCUGGAAUGGGCGAUGGACUACGUCAGCCGGAUAGAAUAUCAGGCACAAAAAGUUCACCAGAGGGCGCAAAUGAAGAAACAAGGGUCCUAGAGGAAGAAGCUAUGGAGGACUCAGAGGCCAGCUGCAAACAUGUUGAAGAUCUGUACAAAUAAAAAAGGCUUUGCUGUUCAUAGAGUAGAAAACACCAGCUUAAUAAGCAAUACUGACAGCCUGAUGCUGCAAAGCAAUGCAUAUAUUGGCUCAGUUGUAAGAGCACUGAAUGUAUUUUGUUCUUUAUAUUGAUAAAUAUUUUCUUUUUGUACUAAUUUUAUACAAAAUA